AUGCUAGCUCUAAUGGGUUGUCAACAACACCGAUCCAGUGUACCCUGUUUACAACCGGCCAGCUUCUUUGUGGUCUAUUUGAUCAUCAAUUUAAGCAAAGAGAGCGUGGAUUCACGUAUCAAGUUUGCCGUAUCGAUCUUCCGUAUCGAUCUGUUUGAUCACAUGGAGGGUAUUGGCAUUGAUGGUGUUCUUCGCACUAGUUCGUAUACAUACCAGCUGAUGGGACCUCAAGUUUGGAUGUUAUUAUUUGAUUUUCGAUCUGAGCGAAAGAAAGAUCGACUUUGUAGAACUAGCUCGUACAAAGUGGUUUUCAAUGCUUGUCGUGCUUUACCAUCUAGUGUUACACAAUGGAUCAUCUCACUUGGGAUUCCUUAUGAUCGUUCACCUCGUAUGGUUUUCGCUGAACGCUUCUUGCAAAAGAAAUCUAAUCCUGUCUUAGCGGCGGCUAAUGUCUUAGCGGCGCCUAACGUUUGUGGAUUGUUACUCACCUUCCUGGCGGGCUGUCAACUCUCCGACCCCAAUAUUCAUUUCAUCCUAUCUUCGAGUCCACCACACCUGAUCCAUGUUGUUCUUUAUCUUCUCUCAUCAUUAGGGUGGGCUCAAUCUCAUAAACCAGAACGCCAUUGGUUAGUGACCGAAUGUCAGAAACUAGCUGUGGAUAGGAAGUUCAGAAUCGAUUUUGUUAGGGGCGACGUACAUUGUUUUCCGAACGCACAAAGAACAUCAGUUAUCGUCAAUGUGAGUCCCUCUUUUGUCUUGAUCGAUGGUAGCUUGGUCACAAUAUCUCGAAUGUCAGCUAACAACAACGAUGAUGCCACUAAUGAUUGA
Molecule: messenger RNA, 828 nt
Organism: Melampsora larici-populina 98AG31
Lineage: Eukaryota; Fungi; Basidiomycota; Pucciniomycetes; Pucciniales; Melampsoraceae
Exons: 7
Coding region: 1-828 (275 amino acids)
Cellular component (GO): membrane
Source: RefSeq, a predicted model, not a curated record